Molecule: messenger RNA, 950 nt
Organism: Pyrus x bretschneideri (Chinese white pear)
Lineage: Eukaryota; Viridiplantae; Streptophyta; Magnoliopsida; Rosales; Rosaceae
Product: protein LURP-one-related 10-like
Exons: 3
Coding region: 155-832 (225 amino acids)
Source: RefSeq, a predicted model, not a curated record
ACAAAGUCUUUGUGUAGAGUUUCGCCAUAUUCUGAUUGACUAGUCAAUAUACGUAACACGUUUUGGUAAAAGCACAUAACCGUCCGCAGUGCCAAGAUUGUCUUUCCAUAAAUCAAAAACCAAGUGUUCAUCGACAUCGAACAUUUCUCUGAUCAUGAAACAAGCAGAACCUAGCGCACCAUCGUUAGAAUCUGCUAACCCGGAUCCUGGAUCGGCAGCGCAUGCUAACCCCACCGUCCCGAUCAUCAGCCCUCACUUCUGCAGUCCUAACCCUGUGGUUAUUGAAAUAGUCAGAAAAGUUCUAACAAUAACAGGUGACAAAUUUGUAGUCACUGAUGUCAAUGGUAACAUGAUUUUUAAAGUUAAAGAAGCUUAUUUCAGCUUUCAUGAUCACCGAGUCUUGCUUGAUGCUGCCGGACAUCCUAUUAUCACUCUAAGAAGGAAGUUCAACACUGCACAUGAAAGAUGGCAAGUUUUCAGGGGGGAUAGCAAAGACUCAAGGGAUCUGAUUUUCAGUGCUAAGAGAUCUUCAAUGUUCCAAUUGAAGGCCAAGUUGGAUGUUUUCUUAGCACAAAACAUAACAGAGAAUGUACCUGACUUCAAGGUCAAAGGAAAUUGGUCUGAACGAUCUUGUGUCGUGCAUGCUGGGGACUCCUCAACCAUGCUUGCCCAAAUGCAUAAGAAGCAUACAGUUACACCCCUAUCAUUUGGCAAGGACAAUUUCACAGUGACAGUAUAUUCGGGGAUUGACUACGCAUUCAUUGUCGCGCUUAUUGCAAUUUUUUGUGAGGUUAACACUCCUCGAGCUGGGGCUCAAGCGUCGGGUGAUUGAUUAGCUUGGAUCUGCUUCCUACGUUAAUUAGGAAAUGAUGCAUCUUUGUCCUUCGGCUUUGUGCUUUGUUUGGGCUUUUGCCUUGCGUUUUUUUUUGACAAGCUAGGUAUUUCAUUAA